GUUAUUUGAGUUUUUAAAGUGAAAUUAGUUUGUGUUUAAUAUUUAUAAACAGUUUUAAAUUUUUAAAAUUAAGUGUUUAUUUAAAUAAUUUAUUAAUCGCUUUAAAAAUGUCUAAUAAUAAAUCUAACGGUAACGGUGUGGUGACAAUCAAAAAGCAGCCAGCUAAUAAUGAAAUUACAACAUGGGAAAAGUAUACGUACACCACAAUCAUGUGUUUUACUAUGAUUACCUAUGGUGUAUGCAACUCGACAUUUUUCCCGGCCUUUGUGGACCUGAAGUACGCGUUGAAUACAUCGCUGAAUAUGAUUGCAUUGAUCUCGACGUUCAUGUGUUUCGGUUAUAUCAUGGGAUCUCUGAUUGUAAUUAAUAAUAAACAGGGUAAACUUUCCAUUGAAUGCGCCAAACAGGCUGUUAAAGUCGCUUAA
This is a messenger RNA of Oppiella nova, 425 nucleotides long. The record is from the annotation of a GenBank genome assembly. NCBI's taxonomy places the organism in Eukaryota, Metazoa, Arthropoda, Arachnida, Sarcoptiformes, Oppiidae.